Molecule: messenger RNA, 796 nt
Organism: Macroventuria anomochaeta
Lineage: Eukaryota; Fungi; Ascomycota; Dothideomycetes; Pleosporales; Didymellaceae
Exons: 1
Coding region: 137-796 (219 amino acids)
Source: RefSeq, a predicted model, not a curated record
CCACAAUUCUGCUUCUUCUGGGUGCUGCAACCUCUGAGGCCCUGCGCUUGCCUCUUUGGGAUAAUUGUAUAGGUUUUUUGGUGUUGCGCUCCUUCUGUUGACGCUAUCCCCUCGCCGCAGCCAAUUAGGCAACGAUAUGUCCGCGACCUCUUCUUACGGUCUAGGCGCUGAUUCGGCAAGCUCCAAUACUGCCUGUCUGAAGGUACACAAAUCUUCGAUGUACGGUGGCAUCUACAAGCAGGACGAUGUUGUUGGACAAUAUCUCGCCCCGAGAGCAGCCCAAAGAGCAAUCACAGAUGACCUCCAGGCCUCAAGAUCGAAUUAUGUCAAUGGCUACGCGGGGUAUACUUUCCAAGGCCACCAAACUGGACUGUUCCGCGAUUCAUACACCUAUGGGAACACUGGAUUCAAUCGAUAUUAUCCCGAUUCGGAAAACAUUCGCCGUCUCCAUACUUUACACAGCUUACUACCACACAUCCAGCCCGAACGAAAGCUCAACGCUUUCAACGGCCUCGAACUUGACAUCGUCGAAGGCCACACCGGCAACAUCUUCUGCCGCGCCGUCCCAAAGAAGAUGCUCAUCCUAUUCCUAGGCCGGGAGAUCGUCAGCAUAUUCCUCAACACCAUUCAAAGCCCCGACAACUCAACCUGGACAGGUCCACACACUCAACAAAAUCUAGUCCUCCCCAACGGUGUUGUCAGCGCAGCCGCGAUCACGAUCCUAGUAUCCUGGGUGACACGCGCCUGCAAGUUCGCCACAAUGCAUACAAUGAUGUUGCGGCGUGGGCCGCUGUAG